UUCAGAAUUAUUAUCGAAACAUUAACCAAAUGUCCGACAAGAGCAGCAGUCCAUUGAACAGCAAUUGGUCCAACCAGACUAACCACAGACAAGCGAGGUUUGAGGAAGAAUCCACAUUCUAUCUGCAUGAAACUACCAGGAAAGGAGGGUCAGUUGGCAAUGGGAAUGUGCCACAUCUUCAGAGCACAGGUGGCCGUUAUCCAAGGUAGUGCUUAGAGUGAAGUGCCACUGAGGUUACUGAAGUGAUUAUCAAUAGCUCAUUGGAUGCUCAACCACAUCGUUCAUCGACCGCAAUGAGCAAUAGGGGCUACGCUGAAACACAACAACGCCAACUUAGAGAUCAAUCCUAUGGAAGGUUAUUGCACCCUCAAUACCAGUCUCUGUCCAGUGCACCAAGCCACAGUUUUGAACCAAGGAAUUUUGGGGACUUUGGGGCAAUUUAUGCCAGUCAAGUUCCCAGAGUCAGUGCCACCGGACUACCUCCACCUCCACCUAAAGGCAUGAAUGUUGUCUCUCUCCCAGACACAGGAGAAACAAGUAACCCAGGGACAUGGCGAGGGCAGGUUUCUCCAUAUCAGUCAACCCCAAGGCUUCAUCCUGUUGCUUUCGACCAACCCCCUCCAAACAAUCUUCCGACAAAUAAUCCAGAGACACGGCAAUGUCAAACCUCCCCACAGGCCUACCAGUCAAGCUUAAGGGUUCGGCCUGUAACUUUCAACCAACCGCUUCCAAACACUUUUUCGACGUCAACAAGUACCAUCAGCUCAUUCCCCGCCGCCCCAGAAGGCAUGAAUUUUCACUCCCUCCCAAGCUGCACUAGAGAGUGUAAUAGUGCGGAGUCGUGGCGCGGUCGAGCUUCCCCCCACCACGCUAGCCCUAUAACUACUUCAAAGCGACCUACUCCGCAGACUCCUGUAGUGUCUGCCAUCUCUUUGCCAGACGUUGAUGAAGAGGACAAGACACAGGAGGAGAGGGAGUCCAGAAACAUUCCAAAUUGAUGGACUUGAUUUGCAAUAUUACUGGUCAUAUAUAUUGACCGUUGUAUUUUUAUUCGAUCCUCCAUGCUUUCCCUGCCCGAUGAAUACAUAGAUUUCACCCUUGUACGAGUAGAUUUGAUUAACCCAUAAUGGGCCGAGAACUGCCCAAUUUUCGCAGCUGGCGCGAUACUGAAUCCGAACGUCGCGAAAACUUCAGGUGGAAUAAGGCCUUAUGGGUGCU
Lentinula edodes (shiitake mushroom) is the source of this 1218-nucleotide messenger RNA. RefSeq lists its product as uncharacterized. The transcript has 6 exons. The coding region runs from base 294 to 998 and encodes 234 amino acids. NCBI's taxonomy places the organism in Eukaryota, Fungi, Basidiomycota, Agaricomycetes, Agaricales, Omphalotaceae. The record is from RefSeq and is a predicted model, not a curated record.